Penicillium oxalicum is the source of this 1425-nucleotide messenger RNA. RefSeq lists its product as uncharacterized. Gene Ontology annotation, cellular component: extracellular region. Gene Ontology annotation, molecular function: IgE binding. NCBI's taxonomy places the organism in Eukaryota, Fungi, Ascomycota, Eurotiomycetes, Eurotiales, Aspergillaceae. The transcript has a single exon. Bases 1 to 1425 code for a protein of 474 amino acids. The record is from RefSeq and is a predicted model, not a curated record.
AUGCAUUGGAGCGUCUACGGAUCGCUCCUGGCGACGCUAGGAGCGCACUCCGUCUCGGGCUCUCACCACCAUCAUGCAAGACCUCGUUGGAUUCGGCCUGAAUCAGCGCCAGAGCAUCUCAAAUCACACAAUGCUGACUGGAUGGAGCAUGUCCGCCCGGGGCCAAGUUUGGAGACUCGCACUUUCACCACUACUGUCUACAAAGAGUGUCAAUUCACUCACUCCAUCAACGCGACGAGCCACAUCACAGCGUCCCUAAUACAUGUUCCAACGCACCGUGCAGUGGUGCCGACGUCCGGUCUAUCGACCGCGAGUGUUUCCGAGUCCCCGACUACUCUGUACACAUCGCUCCUGCAUAUGACGCCUACCGGAUCGAAGACAACGCAGGCGGUGCCCACAGUGGUGAUCAGCAAUGAAUCGCAGCCAACGACCGCUAAACCAACAACCUUCCACAUUCAUAUGACUACUACUGUGACAAUAUCGGAGACGACUCACCCUACCGUUUUGACUACUCUCUCAGCGUCCAAUGCGCCAAACCAUACUUGGAUCGCAACCAGCUCACGCCCAGGAUUGCCCAUCUCCUCCGCCUCCUCCGCCACAUCCUCCCCAACUGGCUCUGUACACCAACCCAGCACCACACUGCUCCCCAACUUGCUGUCGUCCGUAUCUCAUCUGGCCCCGCUUCCAAUCCUUGGAGAUGCCCCAGCAGGAAUUCCAUCUCACCUCCCGCUGCCGGAUCUUCCACCUCUCCCAGUCAAUCCUACCCUGAUUCCCACACCAUCUACCAUAUCCCAAGUGCUGGAUUGGACCGCUGCCCCACUGAACGGGAUCUUUACCACCGAGCGCUUCGGCGCACGCAGCAAGCCCUCGGGGGAACGCGUCCUGUAUAGUGGCAAUGUGGGAAUCCCCUGGGGAAGCAACAUCAUUCUUGUCAGCCACGAAGACGCUCACAACUACAAAUACGUGGCCCAAUUCAAGGGCUCCAAGACCCAGCCCUGGACCAUCACCUUCUGGAACAAAUUCGGUCCCGAGGGCAAAAUGGACGGAUGGUACGGCCACUCCGCCCUGACUUUUGCCCUCCCCGCCGGCGAGACACGAUAUAUUGCCUUUGACGAGAACUCACAGGGGGCCUGGGUGCGGCUCCAGGAACCACGGGCUUACCGGUGGACAACUGGGGCGGGUACACAUCGACCUGGGGGGAGUUCUCAUUUGGCGAUGAAGAGAAUAAAGGCUGGUCGGGCUGGGAUGUUUCUGCGAUUCAGGCGCAGUUGGCCAAUCAAGAAGUUCAGGGAAUGCGGAUCUGUAUGGUGGAUGGGAAAGGGUGCUCGAUUAUCACGCCGCAGGCUCGCAAGGUGGUGGAUGCUUAUACUGCGGCGGACAGGCAUCAUGAUGGGAUUGGAGGGGCAGCUGCGCCGGGGCCUUUGA